This is a messenger RNA of Setaria italica (foxtail millet), 1352 nucleotides long. RefSeq names its product purple acid phosphatase 4. Bases 68 to 1048 code for a protein of 326 amino acids. NCBI's taxonomy places the organism in Eukaryota, Viridiplantae, Streptophyta, Magnoliopsida, Poales, Poaceae. The transcript is spliced from 7 exons. Gene Ontology annotation, molecular function: acid phosphatase activity; ferrous iron binding; ferric iron binding. The record is from RefSeq and is a predicted model, not a curated record.
UUGACACACACAAUCUCUAAUCUCUUCUCCAGCAAUCGAUCGCCGACGACCGGAGGUGCUCCCUGCGAUGGCUCGAGUAGUUGUGGCGAUCGUGCUCGCCGUCGUGGCUGCGGCGGGGGCGUCGCUGGUUGCGCCGGCGGGGGCCGAGCUGACGCGGGUGGAGCACCCGCCCAAGACCGAGGGGUCGCUCAACAUCCUUGCCGUCGGCGACUGGGGGCGGCGCGGGCAGUACAACCAGACCCUGGUUGCCGAGCAGAUGGGACUGGUGGGGGAGAAGCUGGACAUCGACUUCGUCAUCUCCACUGGCGACAACAUCUACGACGACGGCAUCGCCAACACCAGCGACCCGCUCUUCAAGGAAUGCUUCACCAACAUCUACACCGCCGAGAGCCUCCAGACGCCUUGGUACAUUGUCCUUGGAAACCAUGACUACACGGGCAACGCGCUGGCGCAGCAAGACCCUGCCAUCCGCGAAGUGGACAGCCGGUACCUCUCCAUUGCAAAGUCCUUCAUCGUCAACUCAGAAAUCGCGGACUUCUUCCUCGUCGACACGUCGCCGUUCUACCUCAAGUACUGGAACAGCAGCAAGUACGACUGGAGAAAUGUUUCUCCUCGCGACACCUACAUCGAAACCCUCCUCAAGGAUCUGGACGAUGCGCUGACGCUAUCGGAGGCGCCCUGGAAGAUUGUCGUCGGCCACCACCCCAUCAGCAGCGGCUGCGAGCAUGGGAACACCACAGAGCUCCAGCAGCUGCUCCGACCAAUCCUCGAGGCACGCGGAGUUGACAUGUACGUGAACGGCCAUGACCACUGCCUGCAGCACAUCAGCAGCAGGAGCAGCCCUGUGCAAUUUAUGACGAGCGGCGGCGGGUCCAAGGCGUGGGCAGGCAAGUUCAAGACCACCUCCGACAAAAUCGAGUUCAUCUACGACGGGCAAGGGUUCCUGUCGAUGCAGCUGAGCAAGACGGAGGCGCACCUCGUCUUCUACGACGUCGCCGGCAACGUCCUGCACACCUAUGACAGCACCAAGACGGAAGAAGAUGAAUGAGCCCUAACUGCUUAGAUGGAAGAAGAUGCACACCAGUGCGUGCGGAUCGUGUGAACCAGAGGCUCUAUUGGUUAAUUGUUUGGAUCUUGCAAGCAAUUCGUGUGUUGUUGUUGUUGUUGUGUGUCCGUGAUAAUUGUGAAGGUGUGCAUGGUGUGCAGAAUGGAGAAGUGUAUCUUAAGUGUAAUUAAUUAGUAAAUUAAAUUUAUUGCAAGAGUUGGCGGUGCAUAUAUAUAGUGUUUAUAUACAUACCGAUGGACUUUCAAUGUCGGUUUGGAAUGAAAACUUAGAGUGCCGCUUACUAAGA